This is a messenger RNA of Fusarium vanettenii 77-13-4, 1718 nucleotides long. RefSeq lists its product as uncharacterized. Bases 1 to 1605 code for a protein of 534 amino acids. NCBI's taxonomy places the organism in Eukaryota, Fungi, Ascomycota, Sordariomycetes, Hypocreales, Nectriaceae. Gene Ontology annotation, biological process: transmembrane transport; methylation. The record is from RefSeq and is a predicted model, not a curated record. Gene Ontology annotation, molecular function: transmembrane transporter activity; methyltransferase activity; nucleic acid binding. The transcript is spliced from 3 exons.
AUGGCGUCUCAAGUACCCAUCCCUGGCACGGUUCAACUCGUCGAUGCCCAGGGCAUCUUACACGUCAAGCAUGGUCAACAAGCCCGAGACAUUGUCCUUGUCCCCCAACCCACCGACAACCCCGAUGAUCCUUUACGAUGGACCGUCCCCCGAAAGACAAGGAACAUCAUCUGCGCCAUGACGUGGUGCUUCUUUGUUGCUGCCAUGAUCUCGGGCCUGUCGCCGGCGUACCUUCUCAUCGAGCGCGAUACUGGUAUUUCUGUUGCAGACCUCAGCACAGGAAAUGGUCUUCUCUUUCUGUUCCUCGGCUGGGGUACAAUGAUCACACAGUGUCUUGCAUUGAACUACGGACGUCGCUUGACCCUCAUGGUGUCUAUCAUCUGCACCACUGGUGUAACCCUUUGGACCGCAUACGUUCAGAACAGAGGGGAGUUCUUCGCCAACCGAAUUCUUCUCGGCAUUGUGUCUUCUCCACAGGAGACACUCAUUGAGGUUAUCAUCGGAGAUAUCUUCUUUACACACGACCGAGGUUUCUACAUGGGUGCCUACAGUUGGACCUUGUGGUGCGGCGCGUUUCUGGCGCCCGUGGCAUCUGGAUACGUUGCGCAGGAAGUUGGUUGGCGAUGGAUCCAAUAUGUCUUGACCUUUAUCGGAGCUGGCGUCGCAGUUGUCACCUUCUUUUUCUUUGAGGAGACAAUGUUCUACCGCCACAACAACGUUGGAGACUUCCGCGGUAUCUCUGACGAGGAGGCAAAGAUUCAGGCAGUCAACCGAGACGAGGAUUCCGCCUCCAGGUCUAUCCAGACAUCCGCAUUCGAGUCAUCAGAAAGCACCAAGACCUACCUCGACAAGCUCAAGUUCUGGGGCUUCCGCGAUUCACGACAACCCAACACUUUCAGGUUAUUCUUCUUGCCCAUCCAGCUACUCUUCAUACUUCCUGGCAUGUUCUUCGGUGGCCUCCUAGUCGGUGGAAUCCUGUCUUGGUACAACGUCGUUGGCGGCUCGCUGGCCCUCAUUCUCGGUAACCCUCCGUACAACUUUAGCGCCAACAACAUCGGCCUUUGCUAUCUCGCUUGUGUCGUUGGUGUCACUAUCGGCUGCUUCAUCUCGGGUUGGAUGUCAGAUGCUCUUGCCCUCCGCCUUGCGCGACGAAAUGGAGGCGUCAUGGAACCUGAGCAGCGUCUCUGGACCUGUCUCAUUGCACUUGUGGCGCAUCCUGCUGGCUGUCUUCUCUACGGAGUUGGUGCAUCAUAUCAGAUUCAUUGGUUCGGAAUUGUGUUUGGUCUCGGUCUCAUCUCCGUCACUCUCCCAAUGGGCUCCAACCUAGCCUUUACAUAUAUUCUCGACAGUUACAAGGAGGUUGCCGGAGAAGGCCUUGUCUCAGCUAUUCUCAUCCGCAACAUGAUGGGCUUUGCUUUCGGUUACGCUGUUGUUCCCAUGAUUGAGAAUCUUGGCCUUCGGUAUGCUUUUGUGCUGAUUGCCAUCUUGGGCUUGGCCUUGUGGUGCAGCGCAAUUGUGAUGAUCUAUGUUGGAAAGACUCUACGUCGCUCUACUGCGCAGUCAUACUGGAAUCUCGUUGAGCGAUAUGGUGCCACAGCUCAUUAAGCACAUGAAUGUUGUUCUAUUCCGUAGCGAUGUGUGGUGUUAGUGGUGGGGGAGAACUUUCGUGUAUUUAGUCGAGCAUCUACAGUCACUAUCAUAAUAAUACCUCUGGCUUC